Molecule: messenger RNA, 3889 nt
Organism: Rhopalosiphum padi (bird cherry-oat aphid)
Lineage: Eukaryota; Metazoa; Arthropoda; Insecta; Hemiptera; Aphididae
Exons: 3
Coding region: 634-1023 (129 amino acids)
Biological process (GO): negative regulation of cAMP-dependent protein kinase activity
Cellular component (GO): nucleus; cytoplasm
Molecular function (GO): cAMP-dependent protein kinase inhibitor activity
Source: RefSeq, a predicted model, not a curated record
AACGCAGCUGCGACUUGCAAGCGUUUCGGCGACGGCGACGACGGCCGCGAUGAUAAUAAAUGUUUUCACAAUUGUAAUGAUAAUAAUAACAACGUAUAGUUUACAAUGCCGACGAGGCCGUUACUCGGUCGAACAACGACAAUAGUGUUAUGUAAAGUUACAAUAACGCGCGACGGACGGUCGAGUGGUUGUGCCGCCGCCUCUUUCGUAAAUCGUCUGUUGUCGUACAGUUAUUAGUUAUUACUUAUUAUAGGUAAUUGUCGUCAUCGUCGUCGUCGUCGUCGCAUUUAAUAACACAACAACGUUUCAUCAUCGUCACCGUUUCGCCUUUUUUUUUUAUAUAUAUAUGUAUAAUAUUCUCUGGUUGUUUUUUAUUCGAUUUCCCCUACUCUCGUCGUUUGCCGGCCGCCGAUCGGGUGAUGCGCUCGCGCGCUUGACUUGCCAUCAUUAUCUUUAGGCUCGACCCGCGCGUCGGCCUUUUAACCUCGAGAUUACGUCCAGACGUUGAUAGGGCCGAGACCAAUAGAGAUACGGUCGUCGUUGGACGGCUGGCGGCGCACACAAUGUGCAACCGACGCCUAGCCACCGUCCGCUGUCCGUGUGCCGACAGUGCUCCUUGAUUGUCGCCAAACGAUGCAGGUGCCUUCGUGCGGCGAUACUAUGACGUCAGAGUCGGCCGACAACGGUCUGUGUGACAAGUCCAUAACGCUCCGCAAGCACCGCAAAAAUGUAUUUAAUAAAUCAGCAUUGAGAAUGGUAGCUGCAGAAAUGACAAGUAAUCAAGAUAAAGAUGUCACUCAAGUGCAAUACAUAGAUAUCAGUCCUGAUUUUUUAACAACUGGCCGAACUGGAAGAAGGAACGCAUUGCCAGAUAUACUAGGUGAACACAAACUAACGUCCACAGCUGAUUUGCCUGACCGAUUACAAGCACUUACAACAAAUGAAGGAGCUGGGACGAGUAAUAUCCAGCCAUCAACUAGUAGUGAUUCAGACAUGAUAAAAACACAAAAUGCAACGUGUUAAAUGACUGAAUGAAAUGUAAAAUUAUAAUCAACUACUACUUUAUGUUCCGAAGGUAAAAUGAAACAAACUAAACACACCUAGAUUGGCUAGAUGUUAUAGCCUUAAUUAUUUUUGAGUUGAACAGAAAGCUACCUAAUAGUUUUAAUAUACUCCUAGUCUCCUAAUAAUCAGACCAAAGCAUAAAAGUACUUUUAUUUUAUUUUUUUCAUUUAUUUAUUUAGUUCUGUAACUUUUUUUUUAAUCGAAAGGUUUUGUUCCUCUAUUCAAUUGACUGUAUGUAAAUUUUUUAAAAAAAAUUGUGUAAAUCUUUUUUUUUGAAAAACAAUUAUCGUAGUAAAUAUUUAAUUCCUAAUUUAUAGAAAAAUUAUAUUUUGUCCUAAACCAUGUCCUAAACUUAAAUUAUUGGAUUAUAUAUGUUGAAAUAAAGUGUUUAAAAAAUAAUAAUAAUCAAAUUAACUGCUUUUAAUCAAGUAUUAUAUGAGUAUAGAUUUUGUUUGUAAAAGACUAAAAGAAUAAUAUAAUAAUAUAUUCAAGAUAACUUAAAAUUAAUCAAUUGAUAUAUGUUUACUGCUACUUCUAAGCAUAAUUCACAGCUUUAAAAACAUAAAUAAUCUUUAAUAAUAACCAAUAAAAAAAUGUAUAGUUAAAUAGCAGACAAUAAAACAUUUAGUAUAAUGUAAAAAAAAAAAAAAGUAGAAGAGUUUAGUGUUGAUAAUAAUUACACACGGUCAGGUUGUGAUAUUUUUAAUGUUUUUCCUACUCAAUAUUUUUCUCAUUUAAUCAUAUUUUAUUUUUAUUUAUUUUUUUUUAUAAAUUUCACUUAUAAAUAUACCAUUUUUUUUCAAAGCUAUUUAUAUUAUAUCAAAAAUUAAUUAAGCUUACAAAAAUUAGUGAUGACUAAACCUGGGUAAUAUAAUGUAUGAAAUCUCAAGUAAUUUAAAUUACUUAACUGCUAUGAAUAAAUAAAUACAAGAUUAUUUUGGUGUUCAUAUUAUUACAUUGCAAAGAUAUAAUUUAGAGAAUGUGUGAAGUAUUACUUAAUAAUGUAUUUUAGAAGAAUGACUGAACAUAAUUUUAAAACAGAUGUUUCAAAAAAUACCUAACUACUUUUAAAAGUUUAGUGUCAUUAUUAGUUCCUGUUUUUUUGUUAAUUUUUACAUUAAAAAUAUUGAAAUAUUGUAAAAUAUAUUUAUAUAUGUAGGUGAUCAUUUCCUUGGAAAUAUUUUUAUUUUCAAACAAAUAUUUUUCAAUUUGUGUUUCUGUUGAAAUAACAAUUUCCUACCAAUAUUGGUCCAAAACAUAUGUGUCUUAUAGUAUAUUUUUUAUACGGGAAUAAAUACUUUACAUUUUAACGAUUAAUACUAACUAUGAUAAAUUUAAUACAAAGUUGAUGAAUAGGCAUAGAAAUUGUUUUGCCAAACAUUCCAAUAAAAUCAAUUUAAUAAGAAAUAUGAUUCUUAGGAAUUGUAAAAAAAUUAAUGCUGAACUACAAUAUUACUUAAUGACUUUGAAACCAAUGGUGUAUGUAUUAGUUUAUAUUUAAAUGUGAGGUUAACAACCAACCUUCAUUACUAAUUUUUGUUUUAAUUGUACUUAACAAUAUUCUGUAAUAUGAAUACAAAGAAAACAUAUUAUUUCUAGUAAUAAUGAAAAAACUACCGUGAAACACACUUAAAUGUAUUUUUUUUUUUUUUGUUCCUAUCAACUUAUUUAAAUUGUAAUUAUUUAGAAUAAUAAUUUAAAAAACAGUUACAUUUUCUGAAAUAUUAAGAAUUGUAUUUUUUUCAACAAAUUAUUUUAAUAAGUUUAUCUAGAGUAAGCUAAGCUUGUAUUAUAUUUUUUUGAUAAAAUUGAUCAAGGCGAUGUUGUUGUUAAAAAAAGUGAAUUUACUCUGAAAAUUAUUUAUAUUUAUAUAUCAAUAAUGGCAUCAUUAAACAAAAUUGUUGUUAAUAUAAAGACAUGGUUUGUGGUUAGUUAGUUUUUAAUAUGACCAAUAUGUUAGAAUAACAGAAAAUAAUUUGCUGGAUGUCACAAAUAGUAUAGGCAAUUCAUUAAUUUAAAUCACUUAAACUAAAAUAGGGUAUUUAUACUUUAUACCUUUUAACAAAAAUUAUUAUUUUUAACAAAAACCAUAUGGGAUAUUAUAAUUUUUUACUUUAAUCUUAUUCAUUUAUAGAUGAAUCUCUUUCAAUUGUUUGUUGAAAUAUUUAAUUUUUCCAUACUCCUUAAUACUAUUUCUUUAUUUUAAAUGUUUAUAAAAAAUCCUAAAUACUCUAGUCUGGAAUAUAUUAUUAAAAAUAAACGUACAUAUUAUUUCCUUAUGAGCUAGUCAAACUAUUUGUUGUAUGUAGGCUUUCACUAAUGUCAAAUUGUAGUUUUCUACAAGAUUUGUAAUUGUUACAUGGAUCCAAUUUUCAAUCCAAAACAUAGGUAGCUAUAUCGAUUAUCUAAAUUAAUUAUUAUUGUUCUUUCAUUAUUAUUUUUCCUAAAUUGAAACUUAUCUCUAUUGAAUAACAUUAAUAAUUAAAAUAAGCCAUUUAUCUUACUUAACCGUACUGUUUUUAGAAUAAAUACCUUAUGAUAUUUUAUUUUAUACAUUGAACAUCCACUAUUAUAUAAUAUUGCUAAUUCACUUUCUAAAAUUAGAUUUACUAAUUAUUUAGCACACAAACGCACUCUAACUUUACAGACUGUGUUAUUAAUUGUGUAUUUAGCGUAGUGCAAUAUUGAGUUUUGUUAAUAUUUAUUCUACCUACUGUAUAUCUAAGUCAAUUUUUUGUACGAAAUUGUGAUUUUAGGUAGAGAUGGUUUUAAUAUAUUUGUACGUGAAAAACAACAUUAAUUAAAUAAAAUGUAAACAUAUUGA